AUGCUCCCGAAACGGCGGCUAGCGCGGGCCGGGUCCCCGGACGGCGGUGCCAUCUCCUUAGCGCCCUCGUUGGCGCGCUUCCCCGGCGUAGCCAUCUACCUGGCGGAGCCGCGCAUGGGCCGCAGCCGCCGGGCCUUCCUCACACGCCUGGGACGAUCCAAAGGCUUCCGCAUCCUCGACGCCUGCAGCUCUGAGGUGACACACGUGGUGAUGGAGCACACCUCGGCGGAGGAGGCUGCACGCUGGCAGGAGCGCAGCUUGAUGGCUGCUCCCCCGGGCUGCACCCACCCGGCUCUGCUGGAUGUAAGCUGGUUCACUGAGAGCAUGGCAGCUGGGCAGCCUGUCCCGGUGGAGCACCGGCACCGCCUGGAGGUUGCUGAGCCCACGAAGGGGCCUCCAAGCCCUGCAUGGAUGCUGCCCUAUGCCUGCCAGCGCCCCGCGCCCCUUGCACACCACAAUACCAGCUUCUCGGAGGCUCUGGAGACACUGGCAGAGGCAGCGGCCUUUGAAGGCAGCGAGUGCCGCCUCCUUUCCUUCCGCAGAGCAGCCUCUGUGCUCAGGGCCCUUCCUGGCCCUGUUACAGCCCUGAGCCAGCUGCAGGGACUGCCCCAUUUUGGAGAACACUCUUCCAGGGUUGUCCAGGAGCUGCUGGAACAUGGAGUGUGUGAGGAGGUGGAGAGAGUCCGGCGUUCAGAGAGGUACCAGACCAUGAAGCUCUUCACCCAGAUCUUUGGGGUUGGCGUGAGGACUGCUGACCGGUGGUACCAGGAAGGGCUGCGAACCCUGGAUGACCUCCGAGGACAGCCCCAGAGACUGACCAAGCAGCAGAGAGCAGGUCUCCAGCACUACCGAGACCUGAGCACCCCAAUCCAGCUGCCCGAUGUGGAGGCCCUGCAGCAAGUAGUGGAGGUGGCUGUGGUGCAGGCCCUGCCCGGGGCCACCAUCACACUGACUGGCAGCUUCCGGAGGGGGAAGUCGCAGGGCCACGACGUGGACUUCCUCAUCACCCACCCCGAGGACGGCCGGGAGGCAGGACUGCUGCCCAGCGUGAUGUGCUGCCUUCAGAGCCAGGGCCUUGUCCUAUACCACCAGCACCAGCACAGCCACUGUGGGUCCCCUGCCAAGCGGGCCCGGCACAGCCACACCAUGGAUGCCUUUGAGAGGAGUUUCUGCAUUUUCCGCCUGCCUCAACCCCCGGAGACUACUGUGGGAGAUCCCCCUAGGCCCUGCCCAGCCUGGAAGGCUGUGAGGGUGGACCUGGUGGUUGUGCCCAUCAGCCAGUUCCCCUUUGCUCUGCUUGGCUGGACUGGCUCCAAGCUUUUUGAGCGGGAGCUGCGCCGCUUCAGCCGGAAGGAGAAGGGGCUGUGGCUGAACAGCCACGGGCUGUUUGACCCUGAGCAGAAGGUGUUCUUCCACGUGACUUCAGAGGAAGACAUCUUCAAACUCCUGGGCCUCGAGUACCUUCCCCCAGAGCAGAGAAACGCCUGACCCUUCCCGCCGGCCCCCACUUCCACUCUUAGGAAAUGAGAGGCUGCCCCAGACCCUUGUCCACUGAACAUUUCCAGGCAGAGGUUCUGCCACCUCACGUUGUCACCCCUCCUGAGCCAGCAUGUCCUCACCAGCAUGCUGCAGGGCAUUGGCGAGGCAGGGGCCUUCAGCUGUGUCAUCCUGAGUUAGCUCUCAGCCUUCCCAUGCCUCUGGGUCCUGUCUUGGACAGGAUCUGAGUGGUGCCCACUUCACGGAGCUGUGGCAGACCCUGUGGUCGUGAGUGGCCCUGCCUGAUGCAUGUCUGUUCAGUCGAGUUGUAGCUACUGUGACUCCUGCAGGCUCCCUCCACCCCCACUAAGAAGUGCCCUGCAUUUGAGCCAUAAGGUGGAUGCUGUGUUUCGUGCCUGUGAGGAGUCCACUUGGGGUGUAAGGGUGUGCCACUGGCAUCCGGGGAGGGGCUGUGAGGAAGAGGACUUUGGGUGCCGGGGCCUCAGGACUGCAGCCCCCAGUCUGGCGUCCUGCUUCUGCCUUGAAGGCCCACUCUCAGCACAUUCUUAAACACAGGGCACCUCCUGCCUUCUUGCUCAGAGCCCUCCAGCAGUUCCAAACCCAGUCCCUGCCAGCCGCAUCUGCACUCUGCCUCUGCCCGCUGGUCCAAGCCCUUCUGGCUCACUGCUUUCCCACUUUAUGCGCCCCAGGCCCCACAUGCCCGGCUCCAAGGGCUGGACAUGCGGGUCACACGCCCAGGAAUGUGCCGGCUGUAAGGCCUCACCCUCACCAGCUCGGCCACCUGGAGUGACUCCCCCCACAUUCCCCUCCCCCAUCAGGUCUUGACUCAGAAGUCACCCAUCAGGUGAGGACUUCCCAGAAUUGUCACCACUUAAACAGUAUUUUUUAAAUGCCAUGCAGAAAAAUAAAGUGCCAUUCAGUAAAA
Messenger RNA from Galeopterus variegatus (Sunda flying lemur), 2422 nucleotides. It is a transcript of the gene POLM, whose product is annotated as polymerase (DNA directed), mu. The record is from RefSeq and is a predicted model, not a curated record. Gene Ontology annotation, cellular component: nucleus. The transcript is spliced from 11 exons. NCBI's taxonomy places the organism in Eukaryota, Metazoa, Chordata, Mammalia, Dermoptera, Cynocephalidae. Gene Ontology annotation, biological process: double-strand break repair via nonhomologous end joining. The coding region runs from base 1 to 1488 and encodes 495 amino acids. Gene Ontology annotation, molecular function: DNA-directed DNA polymerase activity; DNA binding.